Spinacia oleracea (spinach) is the source of this 3005-nucleotide messenger RNA. Its product is annotated as formin-like protein 11. The record is from RefSeq and is a predicted model, not a curated record. The transcript has 4 exons. Gene Ontology annotation, biological process: actin cytoskeleton organization; actin nucleation. Bases 116 to 2872 code for a protein of 918 amino acids. Gene Ontology annotation, molecular function: actin filament binding. Lineage: Eukaryota; Viridiplantae; Streptophyta; Magnoliopsida; Caryophyllales; Amaranthaceae.
AGCUGCAACAAAAAGGACAAGAGAAUGUAACCCAGAUUUAGGUUUAUUAAGCAGAAAAAGUUGGGACUCAUUUCAUUUCUGUCCUGCUUUUUUUUUCUCACCAAAAAGACAAAAAAUGGAAAGCAAUAAUAAUCAUAAAAUGUUCUCCCUUACAAUGAUGACAAUAUUAGUGUUCAUCAUCAUCAUCAUUACAGAUCAUAACAUGGGAAGCAGCAUUACAAAGGUGAAUGAUUCCUGGGAUGAAGCAGAGAAGAGUUUACGAGUUUAUGCUGAGAGAGACGAAUAUAAGAACAAAGCCAUUUUCGGGGCAGAUGACAGUGAGAUUAAAGAAGCUCAGGUGUUGGAAAGAUUCAGGGCUUUGCUUGGAUUAAGAAUCCUUCAUAAUAACAGAAUAAAACAAAGAGAUAAUGGAUCACCUGCACCUGCACCUUCUCCUUCACCGUUUUCUAUCGAAGCAAGUGCUCCAUCCCCUGCUCCGGUUCCUGCCCGAGCUCCGGUUCCUGCCCGAGCUCCGGCUACCCAUACACACUUGCGUCAUCAUCAUCAUCGACCACCUCGGCCUCGACCAAUGCUGCCAAUUCACAAGCUUGAUGAUAAUCAGAACCAAGGAAAUGGGACAAGGAAGAUAGUUACAGUAGCAGUAGUUGUUCCUACUGGAGUAGUGUUGUUGGUUUUCGCUCUUGGGGUGAUAUUUUGGUUUAGCCAUAAGAAGGUGGCUACAGGUACAGCUUCUGUAAGUAGUGACCAAGGAGGGAACAGAGCGGGAUCAAAGAGUGUAAAAGCUCAAAAUUUGGCAAGGAAGGUAACCCAUGACCUUAAUUCUGAUUUGUUUUACAUGGACACCUUAACUACUGUUUUAGAACCGCGAACAUGUAUCAAACAAAGUUUUGAUUGUUUAGACAAAUCAGUAGUAGAAAACAUGGGAAGCACAUCAUAUGAGAGAAAACAUUCAGAUUAUGAAGCUACACAAUUUGAGUCCAGAGAGAGCAGUUCUCUGGCAGAAGAGAUCAUAUCUGUUCAUGAGUAUUCAGGAUCUAGUAGAUAUGAAUCUGACGAUCAAAAGUCUUCAAAUGGUGAUAAAAUGGAUAGCAUUGAUAAACAUUCAUCCGAGGAUGAAUCUUUUCAUUCUUUGUGUGAUUCGCGUUCAUCUAGUAAUCGUAAUCUUCGGCUUUCUAAUGUAUCAUUUAGUAGUUUUAGUGAGCCGGUGGAAAUGUUCUCCCCAAACCGCAAUUUACCUUCAAACCCUCCUCAAUCAGCAUCAUCUAACCAAGAACAGCCAACUCAUAAGAUAGAAAAUGCUCUAAAUUGUCUGCCCAAUAACACAACACCAUCUUCAUCGCCUCCGCCUCCACCGCCACCACCUCCACCCCUGUUUUCACAUGUUUUUCCUUCAUUCAAAGCUUCUAACUCUUCCAAGGUGGUACAAACUUCAUCUUCAGAAACAGAGCAGACACCAGAAAAAGGUUUAGCUUCACCAUCACCAACCCCAAAGAUUUUAGAUGCUCCACGGAACAUCCCACCUCCUCCAUGUCCACCACCCUUCCUGAAUGGAAAGGCUAGCUCAUCUAAAACGCCCCCUCCUCCACCUGGGCCACCUCCAUCUACGCCACUGGGGAAAGAUGGCGCUCCACUGACAAAACUGAAACCGCUUCAUUGGGACAAAGUACGAGCUGCACCAGAUCGAUCUAUGGUGUGGGACCAGCUACGGUGUAGCUCAUUCGAGUUGGACGAGGAGAUGAUAGAAUCACUAUUUGGCUACAACCUGAAGACUGUAUUUAAGAAUGAUGAAGGAAGAAGCAAAAGCCCCUCUCCAAGCAAACAUGUUCUUGAGCCGAAAAGACUUCAGAACAUAACCAUACUCUCCAAAGCUCUCAAUACCACAUCUGAGAAGGUCUGUGAAGCACUAGAAAAAGGGGAAGGUUUAAGCUCACAGCAACUUGAGGCUCUGGUAAAGAUGGCACCAACAGAAGAAGAAGAAACGAAGCUAUCAAAUUAUAAGGGAGACAUAAAUGAACUUGGAUCAGCGGAGAAGCUAGUUAAAGAGAUGAUGACAAUACCCAAUGCCUUGCAAAGGAUUGAAGCAAUGCUUUAUAGAGCCACCUUUGAUGACGAGGUUGUGCACCUGAGGAAUUCAUUCCAAAUGCUUGAGGAAGCUUGCAAAGAACUGAGAUCAAGCAGGCUUUUCUUAAAACUACUAGAGGCUGUGCUUAAAACAGGAAAUAGAAUGAAUGUUGGAACAAUCAGAGGAGGGGCCAAAGCAUUUAAGCUCGAUGCACUCCUUAAGCUUGCAGAUGUCAAAGGCACAGACGGGAAAACGACUCUGCUUCAUUUUGUGGUACAAGAGAUGAUACGUGCUGAGGGAAUUCGCAUGUCAGACAGCAUUAUGGGGCAGAUAGACCGACACACUAAGAGUGGAACUAUAGAGGAAAAGGAAGAUCAUUAUAGAAGGAUGGGUCUAGAACUUGUGUCUGGUCUAAGCACUGAACUCUGCAAUGUGAAAAGAACAGCAUCGGUAGACUUGGAUGUUCUAGCAACAUCAGUUUCAAAUCUAUCAAAUGGAAUGUCUAAGUUACAGCAGCUGCUAAACAAGUAUCAAGCAAAAACAAAUGACAAUUUUGUCAAUGCGAUGAAGAUCUUCUUAAACCAUGCAGAAAAUAACUUAAAGAAGUUGCAAGCAGAGGAAAACAAGGUCCUUCAAAGUGUACGAGAGAUCACGGAAUACUAUCACGGUGAUGUGAGCAAGGAUGAGGCUAACCCACUUCGAAUCUUCGUGAUCGUACGGGAUUUCCUAGGAAUGUUAGAUCAAGUAUGUCGAGAGCUAAAAAGCUUGAAAAUCCCAAGAGCUUCAAGUCCUUUGGCUCCAUUUCGGUAAUAAAAGUGUUUGCUUGCCUUCAGAGUUGAUAGGUUAUCAACAACUUUUGCUUGUUAGAUAGGGAUUUGGGGUGCUUAGCCAUGAGUUGAUUCCACCACGUUGUGUAAUGAUAUCAAUAUCUAAUUUGGCAUGA